Messenger RNA from Culex pipiens pallens (northern house mosquito), 870 nucleotides. RefSeq names its product general odorant-binding protein 67-like. Bases 232 to 816 code for a protein of 194 amino acids. Lineage: Eukaryota; Metazoa; Arthropoda; Insecta; Diptera; Culicidae. The record is from RefSeq and is a predicted model, not a curated record. Gene Ontology annotation, molecular function: odorant binding. The transcript has 5 exons.
CCAAAUCAUACGGAGAACUCACGUAGCUAACGAGGAAUGAAAGAGCAAUAAUCCACGGAUGGAACAUUUUGGCUUUGGCUCGGAUUUGAUUCUCACUAGAAACUGUUCCUCGAUUGAAAAAUAUUUGGACUUUUAUAGUAAGAUAUGUUAUUGAAUCAACAGCUAUAAAUAAACAACGGAGUCAAAGUUGUAACUCAGAUACCAAAGGUGUUGCAACGAAAUAUCAUCAAAAUGGCAAAAUUCAUCACCGCGCUGUUAACAACUGUGACCAUGUUUAUGGUGGUGCUAGCUCAACCCGAACCAGAUAAUCCCACGUGCUCUCAGGGAAACAAAAAAACUGUGAACGAUUGUUGUAAAAUGCCAUCCAUUGGAGAACAGGCUGUACUUAAUCGAUGCAUGGCCGAAAAUCCAAAACCAAAAACUCCUCCAACUCCUGGAACCAAGAAAACUGAGGGAUGUUGUGUUGCCCAAUGUUUGCUGACUUCUGUGAAUGCUUUCACAAACAAUGCAAUUGACAAGAAUGCAGUUAAGCAAGCCCUCAAAACCACGAUUGGCGCCGAUCCCAACUUUGCCCCGUUGGUGGACGGAAUCGUCGAACAGUGCCACAGUUCAGUAUCGUCAAAUGCCGCACUUAAAGCCACUCCCGUCCCGGCUACCCCCGGUCGAGCCGGUUGCAGUUUCUUGCCAGAAGCGUUUGUCAACUGCGUUGGCUCAACAUUUGUCCAGAAAUGCCCUACCGCAGCUUGGACGAAUAAUAAUGACUGCAAUCAAUUGAAGCAAAAGCUAGCCUCAGGCUGCUCACUUGCUUCAUUGUAACAGAUUGUAAUAUAACAAACGUUUGUAAUAAUAAACGCAAUAUAUCAACAGCAA